Molecule: messenger RNA, 6786 nt
Organism: Paramisgurnus dabryanus
Lineage: Eukaryota; Metazoa; Chordata; Actinopteri; Cypriniformes; Cobitidae
Gene: col4a5
Product: collagen, type IV, alpha 5 (Alport syndrome)
Biological process (GO): extracellular matrix organization
Cellular component (GO): collagen trimer
Molecular function (GO): extracellular matrix structural constituent conferring tensile strength
Source: RefSeq, a predicted model, not a curated record
UCCCAGCACUGGACAGCUUUGAUACUUUACAAGAAUCCCCCUGUUUGAUUUGCAAAAAAUAAGCUGCAUGGUUCACCAAUUAGGGUAAGGGAGGAAUAUGAGAAGUUCAACGAGCGUUCAUAGUUGUAACUGUCAAUGUUGAGAGGACAGAUUUUUUAAAAAUAAGUAUGAACUUAAAGUGUCUCGGCGCGGUGUUACUUUUCCUAACUAGCAUAGAGGUCCAGAAGUCGGAGUCUGCGGCAUGUCAUGGCUGUGGUGCUGGAUCCAAGUGUGAUUGCAGUGGUGUGAAGGGAGAGAAGGGUGAGCGAGGAUUUCCAGGGUUAACCGGUCAGCCCGGCGUUCCAGGUUUCCCUGGACCAGAAGGGCCAAUUGGACCUCGUGGAGAGAAGGGUGAUGAUGGACCAUCAGGGCCAUCUGGACCUAAAGGAAUAAGAGGACCUGCAGGAUUGCCAGGAUUCCCAGGAACACCAGGAAUUCCGGGUAUCCCAGGACAGGACGGUGCACCGGGACCAAAGGGAAUUCCAGGCUGUAAUGGAACUAAAGGUGAAAGAGGAUUUCCAGGAGUUCAAGGUCUUCCAGGUUUCGAGGGUCCAAGAGGUCCACCUGGUUUAACAGGACAAAAGGGUGAACCCGGGGAGGUCAUAGAAGGCAUUAUCUCUUCAGUAAAUGGAGAACCUGGUUUUGAUGGUACCCCAGGCUCAAGGGGAGAUCCCGGACCCCCAGGUCCCUCAGGUCCUGUUGGUCCUCCUGGUCCCCGAGGUUAUGAGGGUCGUCCAGGUCCUCCUGGUCCACCAGGGCCAAAGGGAAAUAUGGGAUUGAACUUCCAAGGACCGAAAGGAGAGAAGGGUGAGCGUGGAUUGAAAGGACCUCCAGGGCCACCAGGGCAGGUUGGCGAAGUUUCAGGCCCAUCACCCACAGAAAUUCAACAAGGAGAAAAGGGUGAUCGUGGCCCACCUGGAGAUUCAGGCCGUCCUGGCCCACCCGGACCUCCUGGUCUACAAGGUGGCCAGAAAGGCGAGAAAGGAGAACCCGGUGAGCUUGGAAAGAGGGGAAAACCUGGAAAAGAUGGUGACACAGGCAACCCUGGAUAUCCGGGUGAUAAAGGAGAUCAGGGUAGUCCUGGUUUACCUGGGCGAGAUGGUUACAAUGGUGAGAAAGGUGAUCGAGGACUUCCUGGACCUCCAGGAUAUGGGGGCGGGCCAUUCGAUGGCGAAGGACCAAAAGGGGAACGUGGUGAUCCUGGAUCACCUGGUCCUAAAGGAGACAGAGGAUUUACAGGUACUCAAGGACCACCUGGUUCACCAGGAUUACCAGGAACAGGAGGUUCAGGACCACCUGGUCCACCAGGUUUACCUGGAGAGAGAGGAGAGAAGGGAGAUGAAGGUGAGCCUGGAGCCUCUCUUCCUGGAGCGCCUGGAAGGCCAGGGUUCCCAGGUCCCCAAGGACUCCAAGGACCUCCUGGUCCCCCAGGAAUAUAUAAUGGUGAUCUGCCAUGUCUGCCCGGUCCUCCUGGUCAACAAGGCCUGCAGGGAGAGCGUGGAUAUACUGGAGAAUCAGGACAAAAAGGUCAAAAAGGAGAGACGUGUGUGAAUUGUUUUACGAAUGGAAACCCUGUCCCCGGACCUCAAGGUGUUCCAGGUCCUCCUGGAAUUCCAGGUACACCAGGGUAUCAAGGUCCUAAAGGAGAUAGAGGAUUCCCAGGAGGGCCUGGGGCCACAGGCUUGCCUGGCUCAACAGGGCCUCAGGGUCCCCCUGGAUACCCGGGAGAGAAAGGUGACCCGGGUGAAGCCAUCCCUGGGCUUGGUGUGAGAGGAGAAAAAGGAGACACAGGCUUCCCUGGUUCUCCAGGUCUACCGGGUCUUGAAGGACGACCCGGUCGCGAUGGACCACCAGGUCCUCCUGGCCCCAAAGGACCACCUGGCUCUGCACUGGUAAAAGGUGCACAAGGUCCCCCAGGUGAUCCUGGCUUACCAGGUUCUGUAGGAGACAGGGGCUUGCCUGGUCCCCCGGGAUAUGGGUCUCCGGGAGGUCCUGGAGAGAAAGGUAUCCAGGGUGUUUCAGGAAGGGCAGGUGCACCUGGAGCACCAGGUCAGAAAGGUGAACCUGGGAUGGCUGUGCCAGAGAAAGGUGACCCAGGACCCCCAGGAAUACCAGGAGAUCCUGGUUUGCCAGGAAGUCCAGGUAACCCUGGUUUAAAUGGACAACCUGGAUUCCCUGGCCUCCCUGGACCCAAAGGAGAGUCUGGUUUUCCUGGUGUUGGCCUGCAAGGACCUCCUGGUCCUAAAGGAUUUCCUGGUAUUGCUGGUUCCCCUGGUGGGCCUGGUGUUCCUGGGCGACCAGGUUUGGAUGGACUUCCCGGACAACCUGGAUCACCUGGAUCUAAAGGAGAGCCUGGUUUUGGUCUACCAGGCCCCCCAGGUCCCACAGGAUAUCCAGGGCCUAAAGGUGUAUCCGGGCCUAAAGGUGAUCCUGGUUUCCCUGGAAACCCUGGUUCACCAGGGCGACCUGGCAUUGACGGUGCUCCUGGAUAUAAAGGUGAUGCUGGUUUUCCUGGUGGUCCUGGUCCCCGUGGCCCUCCAGGACCCCCUGCCUUUGGCGUUCAAGGUCCCCCUGGUCCUCCUGGACCUCCUGGCCCUGUGGGCACUUUAGGAGCUCCUGGCUAUAAUGGAGAAAAGGGAGACCGUGGCCCUCCAGGUUCAAGUAUUCCAGGUUUGCAAGGUGACAGAGGUAGCCCUGGACUUCCUGGGCCUCCUGGCCUAGUUGGCCCACCUGGGGUUCCGGGAACAUUGGGUCAAGAUGGCCUACCUGGCCUGCCUGGGCCUAAAGGGGACAUGGGUGUGAUGGGUUCACCAGGACCUGUUGGCUCCCCCGGCAACCCUGGCAGACCAGGCUCUGUUGGACCAAAAGGAGAUGAUGGUGUCCCAGGGCGCCCAGGAAACCCUGGUUAUGACGGACAAAAGGGAGACCGAGGUGACCCAGGUAUUCCUGGCUCGGAUGGCACAUUACCACCUUCACAAAAUUUCAAGGGGGAUAAAGGAGAACCGGGAGUUCCAGGUUUCAAUGGACCACCAGGAGCAAAGGGUAUUGCUGGGAUCACUGGAGACCCUGGUUUCCCUGGGCAAGACGGAAGGCCAGGACAACCAGGACCUUCAGGUCCCAAAGGGGAUCCUGGUCUCCCAGGAAUUUCAGGGCCUCCUGGAGGCCCAGGACCCAAGGGUGGCAUGGGGGAGAUGGGAUUACCAGGACCUUCUGGACUGAAAGGAAACACUGGCCAACCUGGCCGAAACGGUCAGCCGGGAUCACCAGGGACACCAGGUUUUCCAGGAAUCAAAGGUGAUCCUGGUACACCAGGAUAUGGAUUACCUGGAAGUCCCGGGCAAAAGGGUGAACCAGGCAAUCCAGGGUAUUCUGGAUCUCCUGGGCUGAAAGGCCAACCUGGACUUCCUGGGCCUCCAGGGCAGACCGGAAACUCAGGACCAAAGGGUGACCCAGGACUCCCAGGAAUCUCAGGUGCCAGUGGCCCCCCUGGACCUAAGGGAGCAGAUGGACCACCAGGUCCUCCUGGUCUUGGUGGAUCACCUGGUAGACCAGGAGACCCUGGUCGAAUUGGAUUUCCCGGCAACCCUGGCGAUAAAGGUCUGGCCGGUCGCGAUGGUAUUCCAGGACCACCAGGACAAAAGGGUGAACCAGGUGCUCCAGGCCUUGGCAGCCAAGGACCACCUGGAAAUCCAGGAUUCCCAGGGCCUAAAGGAGACCCCGGUUUUCAAGGCCCUGCUGGUAGUCCUGGAUUCCCUGGUACAAAGGGUGAUCCAGGAUUUCCUGGGUCGCCUGGCCCAUCUGGUCCUGUAGGUCCAACUGGCCCUCCAGGUCCCCCCUCGCAGGGGCCUAAAGGUAACCAAGGUCCACCUGGUCCCCCUGGAAGAAACGGUCCUCCUGGUCAAGAGGGUCCUCGUGGACUUCCAGGUGGUGGAGGAAUAAAGGGUGAGAAGGGCAUGCUAGGAUUUCCUGGACCAUCAGGUUCACCUGGACUGAAAGGAGAUCACGGUUCCCCUGGUUUCCCGGGUAAUCCAGGGCAACCAGGACCCAGUGGGCUUAAAGGUGAUACCGGACCUCAUGGUGUUGAUGGAUUCCCAGGAACCAAAGGACAGCCUGGCCCUGCUGGCCAACCUGGCUCACCUGGACAGCCAGGUGAUCCUGGAUCUGAAGGACCCCGUGGAGAACCGGGUAGAGCCCCGAGACCUAUUGUUGUGAAGGGAGAUCGUGGUUUGCCUGGACCACAAGGUGAACCAGGCAGCAGAGGUCCACCAGGGCCCCAGGGCUUGCAGGGUCUUCCAGGUUCACCUGGCAACCCCGGAGACCCAGGUCCACUGGGACUUCCAGGAUUCAGUGGUCAACCUGGUAGGAAAGGAGAUACAGGACCAGCUGGACAACCAGGUCCACGUGGUUAUCCCGGUCCUCCUGGUCCAGAUGGAAUUCCGGGUCCUCCUGGUCCUUCAGUAUCAUCAUCUGGAGCACACGGUUUUCUGAUCACGCGCCACAGUCAGACCACAGAAAUGCCACCGUGUCCUGAAAGAACAGGCCUUAUCUAUGAAGGCUACUCUUUACUCUAUGUGCAAGGCAAUGAGAGGGCUCACGGACAGGACCUGGGCACAGCCGGUAGUUGCUUACGUCGUUUCAGCACCAUGCCUUUCAUGUUCUGCGACAUCAACAAUGUUUGCAACUUUGCCUCCCGCAAUGACUAUUCCUAUUGGCUGUCCACACAAGAGCCCAUGCCCAUGAACAUGGCGCCCCUCACUGGAGAGAGCAUUCAACCUUUCAUUAGUAGGUGUUCUGUAUGUGAAGCCCCAGCCAUGGUGAUUGCUUUACACAGUCAGACCAUUCAGGUGCCAACCUGCCCACGCAACUGGGAUCUCCUCUGGAUUGGCUACUCCUUCAUGAUGCACACUAGUGCUGGUGCUGAAGGCUCAGGUCAGGCUCUUGCUUCUCCGGGAUCCUGUCUAGAGGAAUUCCGCUCUGCUCCGUUUAUCGAGUGCCACGGACGGGGAACAUGCAAUUAUUACGGCAACUCUUAUAGCUUCUGGUUGGCCACUGUGGAUAAGAAUGAAAUGUUCAGAAAGCCACAGUCUGAAACCCUCAAAGCUGGAAACUUGCAGACGCGGGUGAGCCGCUGUAUUGUGUGUAUGAAGAGGACGUAACGUGAUGUCAUUUGUGCAGUCUGUCGAUGAGGAUCCGCCAUCAUCUACAGCGACUGCGGCCGUCAUGCAGAACAUCAGUGGAACACCACUGGUGCAGUAUCUUCACGUUUAACUCUAACUACGGUGCUACUGUGCAACACAGCAAAAGAAUACAUUUAUUAAUAUUUUAAUGACUUUUCAAAGAAGUACCUCAAAGAAACAUGCAAAUCAAACAAGGUGCCAUGGCAGUUUUUGACACUAAGUGCGUUAAAUGUUUUUCUCACUAUUUCCUAAAAAAGUUUUAUAGAGAUUCUUUUUCUACGUUUUCCUACAAGAUUUUGAUGUUACAUAAAUAGUACAUGUUUUGGGAGAAGGACUCUCUCACUCGUUUUUAUUUUUUCUCACGAGUGGAAUUGUCUCCAUGUUACCAAAUCGGCACUUUGAGUAUCAAAGAGACCAAAUGCACUGACGCGCUACAUUAGUGGGACUGCUUUUUAAAGGCUAUCUUUCCCCAUCAUCCUUUAUUCCUUUACUUUGUUGGUGGUACUAACACUGCUGUAUCAGGACAUUUUAAUAAUUUUAUAAGUGUCACUUAUCGCUUUUGUUUGUAAUAAAAUGUGUAUAUUGUGUAAAACAUCUUUUUAGUAUAAAACAAAAUUAUUCUUUAUCAUGAAAUUUGGGGUUCUUUGCCAAUAGAGCUCCUGCAGUUGACGUCACGCAGACUAAACUCCACCAGUUUUGGCAGGCAAUCAUAGAGUGCUUAAGCGCUGUAGCAUUGGUAUCAAUAGAGUAAUUUUAAACAAGACCUUACAAACCAAAGGGUUUUAUGUUUAAUAGUAACUCUGAAAUGUCAUGAAAGAGUUUAAAAUGUGGAACAUGACUGGGUUAAUACACGUUAAAAGGCAUUAUAGGGAUUUUUUAUUACCUAUAAAGUGCGCAGUGAACUCCUGCUGGUGCUAUUCAUUUCAUAUUCGCUCCCAGCUGUCCUUGCCUGCCAGUAUGGUGGUGUAAACAGAAUAGGUCACGUGACGUCCGGACCUCUAUAUCCUCACACACUUACCCUUCAUUCAUUAUUAGCUCACAUUCACUUACAUUUGUACAAAAACUUUUUUGUUUAAAUGAAACAGUAUUUUAUAAAUAUAUUAAAAGAAAGUAUAUAUCCAGAAACUUGAUUUGGUUGCAGGAGGCAUUUUUUUUCAUUCUGUAGUUCCUUGUUGCCGUUUGUUUAACAAAUUCUUAGCAGCGCAUUCAUUUUCGUAAGAUCAUGAAAAAGAGGUGUUGGUGUAAUUUUUCUCCAUUCUGAUUUGAUUUAACCAGGAAGGACAUGUCUGUGAAAACCCAUUGAACACUAGUGUUAUGAAUUUGUAAAGCUUGCAUUGGUUCUUACUGUGUUAUGUUGCACCACAGUGUGGUGUAUGUUCAAUUUGCUAACAGACAACGACAAAAAUCUAAUCUACAACAGUGAAUUUGUUUUUUAAGAUCAUCAUGGGGUGUAAAAUGUGUAUUUCUAAACAAUGUUUCCAUUUUUAUGUUUAGUAUCCAGAAGUUGUUAUAGACUUGACUGAAAUAAAAUAAACAAACGGUGUCUGUUGCAAGGUUGUGCCAUACUGUA